AUGGCGAUUGCCGAAAUUGGGAAGAUCAAAUCCGAUUGUGACGUGGAAUUCGCCGACGUCGCCACCAAAUUAGCAGCAGAGCAUGUUAGCGAUCCGCGCGUCGUUGAAUACAUCCACGCGGUCAUGUCCUCAUGCAAUAAAUCGCCACUUCAGAAAAUGACCGAAUCGUCGGUGUUCCUUCUGCACAAAGGCACAAUUUCGCCAAAAGUCAUGGAAGAGAUCAAAGAGAAUUACGAUCGAAUUCAAAAAAAGAAGGAUUUGGAAAUGUCGAAGAAAAUGAACCAAUUACCGCCCGAAUUAUAUAGUACGGCGCAGAAGCUUCGCAUCAUUGCCACGUCGGCAGGAUUGAGCGGGAACGAGCGAAAACAGCAAAUCGAUCAGCUUUUGGCUUCUCUUCCCGACUCGUACCAUCAUAAAAUUCUGAAUCUUCUCGUCGAGACGCCGUCCAAAUUUGAUGGGGCGCCCGUUCAACAACCCGAAACGCCGAUCGACUUGCGGCCGGCGCCGGCAUCCUUUGAAAUCCCAAAGCAAACAGAGGAGACUGAGCCAGCGAGCUCCAAGAAUACGCAAGGCGAUCGUGAUCCGCGAGUCAAUAUGCCAUUCAACGCGAACGCCUCGCCAAUGAAUCACAUUCAAAUCCAUCCGCAGCCGAUUACGGCCUCCCAGCAGAAUAUCCUGUUCCCUGAUCUGCCACCAACAAGACCUAUCACUCCCACUUCAAACGACGCUUCCACCAGCAUCGGAGCCCUCUUCAAGAAUCCCAACAUUGAAAUGCUGCUCAAGAACCUCGUUCAAAAGGGCGUCAAACUCUCAGAUGGUCCAUUGCCGGCGAAUGUUGGCGCGGUAGAUCACACGAAGAAUCAGCCGGACAUGACGCUGCUCAAUCCGAGCUUGUGGUCCGACGCCGCCAAAUUCCUCAGUCAAUCCAGCAAUGAUCUACCAACGGCGCUCUCGAAACUCUUCGAUGCCAAUUCGGCGGGCAUUUCGAGCGCGUUUGGACGGCAUCAUUCAAGAGCGCCUCCUCAAAUCGCGUCGGAAGCGCAAUUCUUGCCCUCACGCCGACAAUUCGACGGCGCGCUUGAUUCCUACGACACUCACGUGGAUCGAUUUGCCAGUAGCGGACCGCCGAAUCGGCAGGAGAUUCUCGGCGACUUGUCGAGCCUUCGAGCCCUUCCGCAGCCAGCCAUUCAGCCGACGAAGGUUGAUGCCAUUAUUGGCGCGAUGCCAACAAUGCCACCCGUCAAUGGGUAUCAGACAUACGCGCCAGCACCCACAGCAGCAGUGCCCAGCAUAGUGCCAGCGCAACAGCAAUUGAAAUCGCCUGAGGAGAUCACUGGAAGUUAUAGACAAUCGCUAAUGCCAGUGUACAACGUGAAAGGAAUCAAUGGUCAAAUGAGAAACGUCAAAAUUGAUGCGGUUAACGAACAAUGA
This is a messenger RNA of Caenorhabditis bovis, 1431 nucleotides long. The record is from the annotation of a GenBank genome assembly. Lineage: Eukaryota; Metazoa; Nematoda; Chromadorea; Rhabditida; Rhabditidae.